AAAAAAAAAUAAUAAAGAUCAAAUAAAUCUUAGAAAUAAUAAUAAAAUACAAAAUAAGCAGAAGAAUAAAAAUUAUAUAAAUAAAAAUUAGUAUAAGAAGUAAAAAUAUUUAAAAUUUUAUGCAUAAAUGUCAUACAAAAGAUACAAUUGAUUUUUAAAAUGGUAAACCUGCAUUGAGAAAAAUUUAAAAUAUUGACGAUGUAAUAAUGAAAUUAAGCAGAUCUCAUAUUUAAAAAUAAUUUCUUGCUUAAAAGGGACUUGAUAAUAUUGCUGAUUGGAUUUAUAAACUUCCUAAUGGAUCUGAACCACCUAUUUCUUUGAAAAAAAAACUUUUAUAAUUUGUAUAUGGCUUACCUGUUAAAAAAUAGAAUUUAAGUGGAAUUAAAUUAGGAAAAAUUAUUUAUAAAAUAUCAAUGAAAAGUGAUGUAAAAGAACUUAAAUCGAUUGCAAGUAAAAUAGUUGAAAAAUGGAGUUAACUUUUAAAUUAAAAAGAAGAGGUUGAUUGA
Ichthyophthirius multifiliis is the source of this 506-nucleotide messenger RNA. RefSeq lists its product as hypothetical. The record is from RefSeq and is a predicted model, not a curated record. Lineage: Eukaryota; Ciliophora; Oligohymenophorea; Hymenostomatida. Gene Ontology annotation, biological process: poly(A)+ mRNA export from nucleus. Gene Ontology annotation, cellular component: nucleus. The transcript has 3 exons.